AUGGCCAGAGGGCACAAUUUCCAGGCUGCUCUAUGUCUUUGCCUUGUAUUGGUUUCUCACUUCCAUUUCACUACUUCAAAGCCAACUGGAUUUAGUCUAAAGCUUAUACCAAGGGACUCUCCAGAUUCUCCAUUGUACCCCGGAAAGCUCACUGAGUCUGAAAGAAUUCAAAGUUUGCUUAGAAUUUCUGAAGCUAGAAACAUGAAAAUUGGAAGUGAAGGAAUUCGUAACUGGUUAUUUUUGGACACUGGUGGUAGUCUAAUUUGGACACAGUGUCUUCCGUGCAAAAACUGUUACAAAACAGCACUUCCUAUCUACAACUCUCAGACUUCAAAUAGUUACCGAAAGCUUCCCUGCGAUCACCAGCUUUGUUCAGGUGAUAAUGCCCUCUUCAGAUGCGUCGGAGGUGAAUGCAGGUACGACAUAACCUACGGUGACGGCCGAGGGAUAACGCGUGGUGUCGCAUCAACCGAAGCAUUCGAGCUCUUCGAUAAUGACGAGAGAUUUGUUGAAGGUGUGAUAUUUGGUUGCUCCAAUGAAAACAUAGAUAUUCCAUUUGCCAAAGGUGACAUGAUUUCUGGGAUCUUUGGAUUAAGCAUGUCUCCUGCUUCGUUCGCUAACCAACCGUACGAUGAAUUUAACGGCCUGUUCUCGUAUUGUUUGGUUCCUUUUUCUCAAACAUGGAAGGAUCCUAGCUACCUCAAUUUCGGCACCGAUGUUCCUCCACAACCAGGGACACCUUAUUGGAAUUCAACAAAAUUCGUAAUACCACCAGGUUCUUAUUUUUAUUACCUGAACCUAUUGGACAUAACUGUAGGGCCUAAGAGAAUGAAGUUUCCCUCGGAUACCUUUGCAAUUAGGGAAUAUGGUGAAGGUGGUUGCAUUAUAGAUUCCGGAACUAUUUUCACUCAAUUUGAUGAUUAUCGAGGGUUUAAUGUAUAUGGAAUAUUAAUGGAAGAAUUUCAGAAAUAUUAUGAUGCUAAGAAGCUGGAAAGGCACACAUUCGAUGGGUUCGAACUUUGUUACAAGAUGCCUCCAGGUUUUAAUGAUUUUGCAAGAAUGAUCUACCAUCUUGAUGGUGCUGAUUAUGAAGUAGAGGGGAGAUUUGUGCAUUAUAUCAGUUUCCCAGAAGGAUACUUCUGUGUGGCCAUAAGACCGGGGAAGAGGACUGUAAUCGGAGCAUGGCAUCAACAAAAUAUUCGCCUGGUUUAUAAUAUCAACAAAAGAGGAGUUAGUGGACUCAAUUUUUAUCCUGAUGACUGUGCUACUUUAAGGUCAUGA
Dovyalis caffra is the source of this 1281-nucleotide messenger RNA. The record is from the annotation of a GenBank genome assembly. Lineage: Eukaryota; Viridiplantae; Streptophyta; Magnoliopsida; Malpighiales; Salicaceae.